Messenger RNA from Sparassis crispa, 2220 nucleotides. Its product is annotated as Putative MutL protein homolog. The record is from RefSeq and is a predicted model, not a curated record. NCBI's taxonomy places the organism in Eukaryota, Fungi, Basidiomycota, Agaricomycetes, Polyporales, Sparassidaceae. Gene Ontology annotation, molecular function: ATP-dependent DNA damage sensor activity; ATP hydrolysis activity; mismatched DNA binding. Gene Ontology annotation, cellular component: MutLalpha complex. Gene Ontology annotation, biological process: mismatch repair. The transcript has 14 exons. The coding region runs from base 1 to 2220 and encodes 739 amino acids.
AUGGAUGCUCAGCGGCGCUCUCCUUCGCCUCAUUCGCCUGGGCCAUUACCUAUCCGUCGUCUCCAAGAGUCCGUCAUCAAUCGUAUAGCUGCAGGAGAAAUCAUACACAGGCCCGCGUCCGCGCUCAAGGAGCUCAUUGAGAACAGCCUCGACGCAGGCUCCACCUCGAUAAGAAUCACUGUCAAAGAUGGAGGGAUGAAACUCUUGCAGAUCCAGGACAAUGGCUGUGGUAUUCGUAAAGAUGACCUCCCGUUAUUGGCGGAACGCUUCACGACCUCGAAGCUGUCGUCGUUCGCGGAUCUGUCCCACCUGACGACGUACGGCUUCCGUGGGGAGGCACUGGCUUCCAUCUCUUAUGUCUCCCACCUUAGCGUUAUCACAAAAACCAAAGCCGACCCUUGCGCGUGGAAAGCACAUUAUGCCGAUGGAUCUCUGACACCGGCAAGGGCGGGAACCACGUUAGAUCCCAAACCGUGCGCCGGCAAUGACGGCACAGCCAUCACCGUAGAAGACCUAUUCCACAACACUCCGACCCGCCUGUCAGCGCUGCGCAGCUCCUCGGAAGAGUACGCCCGCAUUCUCGACGUCGUUACCAAGUACGCCGUACAUAAUCCGCACGUCUCCUUCACAUGUAAAAAGGCAGGAUCGCCUACGCCCGAGGUGUCAACUCCGUCGGGAUCGACGACGAAGCAAGCCAUUCGCCUGCUCUAUGGCCAGACCAUCGCGAAAGACCUGCUGGAUGUUACUGUAUCUUCAUCAUCCGCUGCUGACGCCGCAGAAGAAACCUCUGAUGCCAACGACAAAGAAGAACCGAGUGGGGGCUCUUGGUCCGCCGAAGCGCACUUCACAAAUGCCCACUACCAGGCGAAGAAGACGGUACUCCUGCUCUUUAUCAACCAUCGCCUCGUCGAGUCCUCGCGGAUCAAGAAGGCGGUAGAAGCGGUGUACAAUGGCGUUCUUCCAAAGGGUUCGUCUCCUUUCGUGUACCUGAGCUUACAGAUCGACCCACGGGCGGUUGACGUCAACGUCCACCCAACGAAGCGCGAGGUACACUUCCUGGACGAGGAUGCCAUCAUUGACCGCAUUUCGGAUGCGCUCCAGGGCGCGCUCGUCGGACAGAGUCAAUCGCGCGUGUUCGAGUACCAGACGUUACUGACGGGAGGCGUGGCUGAGCUUCCCAGGGGUAACGGCAAGGGCAAGGGCAAAGCACGGGAGAUGGACAUCGACGAAGAGCAAAGGGAACAGCCAAAGAGCGCAGACGAGGACGAGUCGUACUCCGGUCCAACGCCCACCCAAUUGAAGAAAAAGACUCUGUCCCAACACAAAGUUCGCACCUCAAUGCAAGACCGCACGCUCGACUCGAUGUUUCCCGUCCUCAACCAAUCGCAGCAAGCCAACAGCCCUGCGGCGCCUUCCCCAGUUGCACAGACACCUAAAACUCGCGAGAUCAAGGAGUCGCAGUGCUUCCUCGGAUCGGUCAAGAGGCUACGGCAGGAUCUGUUCAAGGGACAGCACCGCGGCCUCACCGAGAUCAUCGAGAAACACACGUUCGUCGGUAUAGUCGACCUGGACCGCUGUUUGUCGCUUAUUCAGCACUCCACGAAGCUCUACCUCGUCAAUCACGGCGCUCUCGCGGAAGAACUUUUCUACCAGCUCGGGCUCCGCCAAUUUGGCAACUACAGUCGCAUCAGGCUCGACCCCCCACCAGAUCUGCGGACACUUGUAGCACUUGCGGUUGACGUGGAAGAGGGCGUGAAGCACAGUACCCUGAGCAAAUCGGAGAUCGUCGACUGCAUUGUUAAUAUCUUGACUGAGAAGCGCGAGAUGCUCGAGGAGUACUUCUCGUUAUCGAUCAGCGACGAAGGGACGGUUAAGACCUUACCGAUCUUGUUGCGCGACUACACACCCAAUCUUGACAAGCUGCCCCUGUUCUUGAUGCGACUGGCUCCACAGGUGAACUGGACGUCCGAAAUGGAGUGCUUUGAGACAUUCCUCCGAGAGCUGGCGUUUUUCUACGUACCCGAGCCGCUCGUGCCUGAAGCCGACGUGGAGCAAGAGGAGGAGGAAAAGACACAAGAGAAGGCGGUCAAGUGGCAGAUUCAGCACGUUCUCUUCCCUGCCAUGGCGCGCUACCUUGCGCCGCCCAAAUCGUUGUUAGAUCGGGAUGUCGUCCAGGUCGCGAAUUUGCCGGACCUGUAUCGCGUCUUUGAGCGAUGUUAG